UGCCACUGUUCCACCCAAACCCAUGUUACCAAUGUACCAUUAAAACGGAAUUUUCAUUCUUAAUAAUCAAAAACUGACUGGAAACUAUAAUAUCAAGUAGUAUAACAGCGAUACGACAAUUGACAAUACAAGUUCAUAGUAGUUGAACUUGAUUUAACUAAAUGAAUGCUCUCAACUGACUAUUUUUAUUAUUAAUUAUUUAGUUAAUUUUUUUUUAAUAUGUUGUUUACAUUUUAUACAUGACCACUUUUCUAUACAAAAUGAGUAAAUCUUCAUUUCUGAUUAUAAUUGGUGUCAUUCUUGCUUUAUGUUGCAAUGUCAAAACUGAUUCUGAUUGCAAUGAACCACUAUUAGAAAAAGCAGUAAUUAAAGCUACAUCUUCAUUACCAGACAGAGGACCAGAAAAUGCUAUUCUCAAUGGCCGUAAUGCAUGGACAGCAUUCAGUUCUGAUUUUGCUCAGUAUCUCAUUGUAGAUUUAGGUCAAACUAUGACUAUAACAUCAAUAAUGACUCAAGGUAGAGCAGAAUCUUCAGAGUAUGUAGAAACAUUUGGUAUUAGUUAUGGAUCAAAUGGUUUAGACUAUGCUGAGUACAAAGAAUCAUCUGGCAAUACCAAGUUAUUCAGAGGUAAUAUUAAUGGAGAUGAUCCUGCAAGAAAUAUAUUUGAAGUUCCAAUCAUAGCACAAUGGAUUAGAAUUAAUCCAACUAGAUGGAGGGACAGAAUUUCAUUAAGAUUAGAGCUUUAUGGCUGUGCAUAUUCUUCGGAUAAUCUUUAUUUCAAUGGUACUUCAUUAGUACGUUGGAAUUUGAGAGAUACUCCAGUAUCUGCUCAUAGAGAAUCAAUUAGAUUUAGAUUCAAAACUAAUGUGGCUGAUGGAGUUUUAUUAUAUGGUAUUGGAUCACAAGGAGAUUAUCUAGCUUUACAGCUUAAAGAUAAUCGGUUGCUAUUAAAUAUUAAUUUAGGUUCUCAAAUUAUGACAAGUUUGUCAGUUGGAAGUUUAUUAGACGAUAACAUUUGGCAUGAAGUUAUCAUAAUGAGAAAUAGACUUGAUGUUGUAUUUUCUGUUGAUCGCGUUACAAUCCAAGGUCGAAUUAAUGGUGAAUUUGAAAGACUGGAUUUAAAUCGUGAAAUAUAUAUAGGCGGAGUGCCACAUUUAAAUGAAGGUCUAUUUAUUAAUAAAAACUUCACUGGCUGUAUUGAAAACUUGAUUAUGAAUUCAACAAAUAUAAUUGUUUUACUAAAAGAAGUAUACAACUCUGGUGAUAGUUGGUUGAUGCAAAAAUAUCAAAAAAUAAAUACAUUAUAUACUUGUUUGGAAUCUCCUAUUAUUCCUGUUACAUUUUUAACUCGGUCAUCUUAUGCAAGACUCAAUAGUUACGAAGGAACAAAAAAAAUCAAUAUAUCAUUAUCAUUUCGGACUUAUGAGGCAAGAGGAUUAUUGGCCCAUCACAAGUUUUUAUCAAAUGGAUAUGUUAAGUUAUAUUUAGAAAAUGAGCGAAUUAAAGUAGAGUUAAUGACCAAAGAUGAUACCCGAGUAGUCUUAGACAAUUAUGAGGAAAGUUUUAAUGAUGGCAAAUGGCACAGUGUUGUUUUAAUUCUUAAAACUGAUUUUCUAGAACUGAAUGUUGAUAAUAGACCUAUGCAAACGAUUAGAAAAUUAGAAUUCAUGGUUGGAACAAAUUAUUUUAUUGCAGGAGGAAUUUAUGGUACAGCAGGGUUUAUUGGAUGUAUGCGUUUAAUUACAGUUGAUGGAAAUUAUAUGUUACCAACUGAUUGGAAGCUAGGAGAAAGUUAUUGUUGCGAAAAAGAAAUAUUAUUUGAUGCUUGUCAAAUGAUUGAUCGUUGCAAUCCAAACCCUUGUAAACAUUCUGGAACUUGUAAACAAAAUGCUGAUGAAUUUUUUUGCGAUUGCGCCAGUACUGGAUAUAGUGGUGCUGUAUGUCAAACACCAUUAAAUCCAUUAUCUUGCCUUGCUUAUAAGAAUGUUAAUCCAGUUGGACAAAGUUCUGAUAUUAAAAUAGAUGUAGAUGGUAGUGGACCAUUAAAGCCGUUUCCAGUUACUUGCCAAUAUUAUGCUGAUGGAAGAAUAGUAACUACUGUUAGACAUCAGAAUGAAGUUGAUUCUACUGUAGAUGGUUAUCAAGAACCUGGAAAUUUUAAACAAGAUUUCAUUUAUGAUGCAAAUCUAUUUCAAAUAGAAGCUCUUAUUAAUCGCUCCCAUUCAUGUUGGCAGUCAAUAAAUUAUGCUUGCAAACAAUCUAGAUUAUUUAAUUCUCCAGCAAAUGGAUUAGAUUUUCGACCAUUUGGAUGGUGGGUGUCAAGACAUAAUCAAAAAAUGGACUACUGGGGUGGUUCUAUUCCAGGAUCAUAUAAGUGUCAGUGUGGUGUUAUUGGUGACUGUAAAGAUCCUACUAAAUGGUGUAAUUGUGAUUCGGGUUUUGAUAGUUGGCUAUCAGAUGGUGGUGAUAUCAGAGAAAAAGAACACCUGCCUAUUAAACAAGUUAGAUUUGGAGACACUGGUACUCCUUUGGAUGAAAAAGAAGGACGAUUUAAAGUUGGUCCAUUGAUGUGUGAAGGAGAUGAUUUAUUCAACAAUGUUGUUACAUUCCGUAAACUUGACUCACAAAUUCGUUUACCAACAUAUGAUUUUGGACAAAACGGUGACAUUUAUUUUGAGUUUAAAACUACUAUUGAAAACGCUGUUAUUUUUGAAAGUCAUGGGCCUAAAGAUUAUAUUAAAUUAUCACUUAUAAGUGGUCAUUCUUUACAAUUUAGUUAUCAAGCCGGUAGUGGACCAUUAAGUGUUCGUGUGGAAACCUCAGACAAACUUAAUGAUGAUAUAUGGCAUUCUGUUGUUAUAGAAAGAAAUAGAAAAGAAAGUAGAAUUAUAGUAAAUGGUGCUUUAAAACAAUCAGUAAAAGAACCUCCAGGUCCAGCACGAGCAAUACAUUUAACAUCUGAAUUAGUUAUUGGAGCAUCAUCUGAUGAACAAAAUGGUUUCAUCGGUUGUAUGAGAGCAUUUAUGUUAAAUGGAAAACUAAUAGAUUUAAAAUCAUAUGCUGAAAAAGGGUUGUAUGGUAUUUCUCCUGGGUGCAUUGGUAAAUGUGAUAGUAGUCCAUGUCUUAACAAUGGAACAUGUUUUGAAAAAUAUGAUGGUUAUACUUGUGACUGCCGGUGGACUGCAUUCAAAGGACCAAUUUGUGCUGAUGAAAUCGGUGUAAAUCUUAAAGCCAAUUCAAUGAUAAGAUAUGAUUUUGAAGGAAUAUGGAGAUCAACUAUAUCAGAAAACAUUAGAGUAGGUUUUACCACUACUAAUCCAAAAGGGUUUUUAUUAGGACUGUUUUCAAAUAUCUCAAAAGAGUAUAUGACGAUUAUGGUAUCAAAUAGCGGUCACUUACGAGUGGUUUUUGAUUUUGGAUUUGAACGUCAAGAAUUAAUCUUUCCAGAUCAGCAUUUUGGUCUUGGACAAUACCAUGAUUUAAGAAUUAGAAGAAAAAAUUCUGGUUCCACUCUUAUCAUGCAGGUUGAUGGGUCGGAUCCUAAGGAAUUCCAUUUUAAUAUCAAAGAAUCAACUGAUGCACAAUUUAACAAUAUUCAAUAUAUGUAUAUUGGGCGUAAUACAUCUAUGACUGAAGGUUUUGUAGGUUGUAUAUCACGUGUAGAGUUUGAUGAUAUUUAUCCUUUAAAAUUGUUAUUCCAACAAGAUGGCCCUCCAAAUAUCAGUGGCAUGAAUACUACUAUUAAAGAAGAUUUUUGUGGUGUUGAACCUGUUACACAUCCACCACCAAUAAUAGAAACAAGACCACCUCCUGUUUUAGAUGAGGAUAAAGUCAGGGCUGCAUAUCAUGAAACAAACUCUGCAUUAAUUGGUGGAGUUUUUUCUAUAAUUUUGAUAGCAAUUCUCAUAAUUGCGUUUUUCAUUGGUCGAUAUGUAGCUCGUCAUAAAGGUGAUUAUAUAACUCAAGAAGAUCGUGGAGCUGACAUAGCAUUGGAUCCAGAUGAUGCUGUCAUCCAUUCAACUACUGGACAUCAAGUACAAAAAAAACGAGAAUGGUUUAUAUAAUUUAAAUCAUCGGUUCUCAAACUUUUUUUUUCGCGUACCACUUGAAUAUAUUAUCAGUAAUGUACCACUUAUAAUAGAACCAUAUAAAUUUUACAUAAUAAAAUACAUUUAUUUUAAACAUAAAGGCAGUAAAAUACUACAGUAAAAUUAUUAUUUAU
Molecule: messenger RNA, 4222 nt
Organism: Sipha flava (yellow sugarcane aphid)
Lineage: Eukaryota; Metazoa; Arthropoda; Insecta; Hemiptera; Aphididae
Gene: Nrx-IV
Product: neurexin-4
Exons: 24
Coding region: 240-4064 (1274 amino acids)
Source: RefSeq, a predicted model, not a curated record